Molecule: messenger RNA, 7812 nt
Organism: Haliotis rufescens (red abalone)
Lineage: Eukaryota; Metazoa; Mollusca; Gastropoda; Lepetellida; Haliotidae
Product: kinesin-like protein KIFC3
Exons: 20
Coding region: 141-3140 (999 amino acids)
Biological process (GO): microtubule-based movement
Molecular function (GO): microtubule binding; ATP binding; microtubule motor activity
Source: RefSeq, a predicted model, not a curated record
AGUCAUGAAGGAAUCAAGAACCUGAACAGAAGAAGACAAGCAGUGAAUCUGUGAUACUCAUCCACUACCCUACCAGUCUUUCUGUGACCGUGUGACCAUCUGUGAUUCCCCAAGGCUGUCUGUGAUAUUACUGAACAAACAUGCUGUCCAGCACACCAAAAAUGAAGAAGCAGGAACCUGUAUUCCGAACUCCGAUGACAUACAGCCCCCGUCUUGUUGGCAACAAACCUGUCCCAUCACCAUCACGCCAAGAACUCUGGCGCAGACAGCUGGGAUUUGACGAUAUUGACGACCGCCCAUCCACGCCUGGCAGCUACCACGACCCCUACUCAGACACAGACACCGACCACGAGGAUUCUGGGAGAUUUGCAGCCUCCGUGUCAAGUCCGUGUUCACUGGCCGAAUACCACAGUCUGCAGAAGGAACUUGAAGAACGAAACAACCAGCGUGAUGACCUUCUGCUACAGGUCAAGACAUUAACAGACAAGAACAAGCACUAUCGGUCAACAUUAACUAACGAAGAAAACAGUAAGAAACAACAACUGGGAAUUCUACGAAAAACUCACCAGACCCAGCUAGAAGAAAAAGACGACCUAAUUCAGACCCUCAAAGAACUAUUAGAGGAACAUGAGAGUAGGAUAGAACAGCUAGGGAGAGAUGUACAGGGUAACAUCACAGCACAGGCGACCUCCACCAACCCACCCAGCACAGGCACAGAUAUAGCCUCGACCUCAGCCUCCACAUCAGCCUCGACCCCAGCUUCCAAGUUGGUGGAGAAGGUGACCCUCCUCCAGGAUGACAAGUUGGAGCUGACCAGGGAGCUGGUGACCUUGCGCUCGGAGACGGAGCUGCAUGAGCUGGGCCAGAAUGAAACCAUCCAGAACCUUCAGCAACUCAACGCCAAGCUGGAGAAGGAGAACGCCCAGCUGCAUGACGAGAUCACCAAACAUCACUGUGGGAGUGACUUUGAUUCAUCCAUCACGGGGCUGUGCACGACAGACACUGAGAAGCAGCUGGAGAAGGUGCAGGCUGAGAACAACCAACUCGCCAAGCAGAUCAGCGGACUCCGCAAACUCUCCGCCCGACCCUCGUCCAUCGCUUUCAACUCCGACAACACACAGAUUCAAUUGCUGCAGGAAGAAAAUGAAACACUCCGAAAUGAAGUGUCACUGUUGCAAGAGACUCUGGACCAGAAAGAGGCUCAACAGCGGGAUGCAGAAAUCAAGCAUCGGUCAUCAGUCAUGAAACUGUCAACAGAUAGCCAGGCGUUGUCGCGGCAACUGAGAGAAAUGAAGGCGGAGAUGGUGGCGCUUCAAGCCCGGGAACCAGAGGUGAUGCAUCAGAUACAGCGUGUGCAGGUGGAGGUGGAGUCAGACACCUUAAAGCAGACGCUGCGAGACGCCGAGGACCGCAAUUCCCAGCUGCAGAAUGAAGUGCAACUACUGGAACAGCAGACAGCGCAGCGAGGACAGGCAGCGUCGGAACUACAGCAGGAGAAGGAACAACUGCUACAUGAGCUUGCAAGUCACCAAAGUAAACACCAGGAGCUGCAGGUGUGCAUGGAAGAGAGGCUGGGUGAGAUGGAGGCGGAGAAGCAGCGGGCUGUCCAGACGGUCAGACGAGAGACGGAGGCAGAGAUGGCUGGUCUCCGGGCCAAGUGUCUCGGCAUGUGUGAGAAGCUGGUGUCCGUGCAGACGUCCUUUGAUGAGGUGAUGGUUGCGUACAUCCAGCUUCAGAAGUUGACCAAGCAGUUCCCGACAAUGCUGGCAAAGACAGUCGCCCUGCUGAAGGCGGAGAUGGUGAAGGCGAUCGAGGCAGUGAGUGAACAUAACAAGGAGCUGGUCAAGAAGUACCACCGUGAGAUGUCACUGCGGAAGAAAUACCACAAUGAGCUGGUAGAGCUCAAAGGCAACAUACGGGUGUUCUGCCGAGUUCGACCCUGCAUCAAGGAGGAUGGACAGCAGAGAGACGUGGUUGUUACAUACGACCGUGAUGAUGAUGGCCUCGUCUACGUCGACAACAAGGGGAGGUGUCAGACAUUUGAGAUGGAUCGAGUGUUCACCGACACCAGCACACAGAUAGAGGUGUUUGAGGAGGUCAAGGCUCUUGUCACCAGCUGUAUCGACGGCUUCAACAUCUGCAUCUUCGCCUACGGUCAAACAGGUUCUGGCAAGACGUACACCAUGGAGGGCCCCUCAUCAGAUCCGGGCAUCAACCAGAGGGCGCUGCAGGAGUUGUUCCGGGAGACCAGUGAGAAGGGGCGAGACUGGCAGUUUACCAUCACCGUCAGUGUGGUAGAGAUCUACAAUGAAAACCUCAGGGAUCUGCUGAACAAUGACAACGGCACCAAGCUGGAAGUGAAGAUGAACCCAGACGGAGGCUUCCAUGUUCCUGGUCUCACACACUACCAGGUGGCCACUGUCCAGGAUGUCAACAAGGUGUUUGCCAUGGGCCAGAGGAACCGUGCCACAGCAACCACCAACAUGAAUGAACAUUCCUCACGAUCUCACGCACUGUUGUGUGUCACCAUCACCGGUGUCAACAAGACAACCAACACUAAAACUGUCGGCAAGCUGAACCUGGUUGACCUGGCCGGGUCUGAGCGGGUUAGCAAAUCAGGAGCAGACGGAGCACGUCUCAAGGAGGCCCAGAACAUCAACAAGUCUCUCUCCUGUCUGGGAGAUGUCAUCCAUGCUCUGCGCAGCAAGCAGAACCAUGUUCCGUAUCGCAACUCGCGGUUGACGUACCUCCUCCAGGACUCACUGGGGGGUGACAGCAAGACGCUGAUGAUCGUCCAGGUGGCGCCAGUGGAACGCAAUGUCAGCGAGACCACUUGCAGUCUGAACUUCGCUCAGCGUGUCCGGUCUGUGGAGCUUGGUGCUGCCUCCAAGAGGAUUGAGUCAAACACAGACCAUAAUGAGAAUGGACUUUCCUCACCUCUGCCCAGUCCACGGAGCAGUCCAUCUUCCCCUCGCACUCACACACCGGGUAAAUCCACCCCUGGGAAACUCGCGUCUACCUUCGGCAAGAUCAACACUCCAGUAGCCAAUGGCAAGCCAGGAACGCCUACAUCAUCACGAACUCCAGGACAAAUGUCAAGGACGCCGUUGUCACGACAACUUAGCAAGAAAGCAAAAUAAUUGACAAAUUCCAAACUUUUGGAAUUCUUUAGCAUCACAGUUAUAUAAAAUAUCAGGUUUUAGGUCUGUUGACUAUAGACCAGCCCUACUUUGUUCACCUGUUUCUAACUCUUCAAGUUCAUUUUGCAGACUGUAUAUUUGUCCAGUGUAGCAUAGUUACGAGGAAACAGAAAAGCCAAACACAAUGAGAGAUGUAUAUUUUGUUAAUAUUUGUAUAUAUUUAGUCAUACUGGAGUUUUAGUUGUUUAGUUCACAUCAUUAUGGUUGACAUAUCAUGUAAAUUCUAUAUCACCGCUGUACCAUUGACUUCCCCCAUCACACUUGUUGUUAAUUCUGUUUUCUUUUUCAUUUCAUUUGAUUCAUGUUGUUUGUUUUUAUUCCUAUGUUACAAACUAAUCAUAACAUCAAGGUGCUUUCUCACGUACAGAAAUCAACUUUAGCAUAACAAACAACAACUGUCUCUUGUAGUCAGAAAUUGUAGUUAGAGUUAUCUCCCUUGUACUGAGUAUACAAGCAGUCCCGUGUGUAACUUGUGUUGUCAAAAGUUAGCCUGAUACUAUUCUCCUUUCAGGUAUUUAAAAGACAUGGAACAAGAUUUAUAAAUAAAUUUGAUUAUUUCUUCUCAUGACCUUUGAAAUGGAAUUACAACAGUUUGUAACAUAUUUUGAGUACUUUGUUUGUUUAAACAACUCGGGCACUGAACAUUGAAGUCAAGCAUUUGUUAUGUUUUGAAUUAAGUUGACAAUUUGAUAUACAACUUGUAACAUGAAUUGUCAACAAUAUGUAAGGCUUAAAAAAAUAAAAGUAUUGGUUCUCAGGCAAUGACUUUUGAAAAUAUAGUGCGGGCGGGCAGUGUUUUUUGGGGGGGGUUUUCUUGUUGAAACUAAUACGUGCCCAAAUAAACAGUUGUGUACCAACAACCUGGGAAAGGGCCACCCUAAAUAAAUACGCCUACAAACUCCUAUUGCUUCAAUGACCAAAACACGUGAUGCACAAUAAAGCAGUAUGCAUGUAAAGGGAAGUAACUGCAUUCUAUAUUGGAUCGCAUUGUUUUCAAGUAUUAGGAUAUUUUUUUGAUUUUUUUUAAAAUGGAAAUAAAAACCAAACGUGCAGCAGACUUUAUUAUGAUUCGGCGGUACCUGAGGACUAAGACUCUCUUUUUUUUGCGUAAGAAGAUAUGAACAUGGUUCAUGAUUGUAAUGUAAAUCUUAAACAGUGUGUAAACUAUAGUGAAAAUACUGCAGUGUACAUAAGUUGUGGCCAGUGGACUACAGACUGGGUCAGAUUGUACUGAACUGAGCUAUACAUGUUGAUAUUGCACACAACUAUAAAAGGAGGAGAAACCAGGUGAGUCGGUGUCAAUAUGGCGGCUGGCAUGGCUUCUCAUACUUCUCCCAAACCCGGUCCUGCUUCGCGAGACCACACCCCUUCACGAUGUCUUGAAUUCUCAAGUCAUCACAGGUUCAGUUAUUUUUGACUCAGACUGUAGUUAAACAAUUCAGUACAGUUAUUUUCAGUGAUAUCAUAAUGUAACUACUAAUAGUCCUUAUGUAGAUUUGCGGAUUUGUGACACUAUUAAUUUUAUCAGGCAGUUUAACAUGUUUAUCCGCAAAGAAAUAUUUCAACAUUCAAUUUUCUUCUCAUAAGGGUUUGUUCAUUAUUUAGAUUUGUCCAAGUUUCAAUAUCAUAAAUUCAGCUUUAACAAUUCAGCUGUAAGAACACAAAAGACAGUGUGCAGUGUUUUCAAGUGUGACUGCAGCGUUAGUGUAUUGAUUAAGUGUAUGGUGGUUGUCUUAUGUCAUUGGUUCAGUUUCACUAACAUCCAAGGGAAGGUGCCCCAUUACGCACUGUCAGUUAGAACUUUACCCUAGCCAGUUUGGUUCACUUUGGUUUAACCGACAACCAAUCAGAUACCUUGUUACAGACACACAACAGCCUACUUGUUUGCCCAAGAUGGAGGCAUGGGUGGAGGCCCUGUUUGAAAGCCAGCAGCUCUCGAUCAGUAAUCUGGUGCAAAUUCCGUUUAGUCAUGACCCGUUUCCAGUUUUUUUAUAUACAUUUAGAACACCAGGAACAAGGGAAAAAUAUAAUCAGUAUUGUAUCACAAACACACACAUCUAGCACUGAUUUGUCAGGUCCAGACUCGGUUGUAUACAGACCUCUGUCAUAUGGCUGGAAUAUUGCUGAGUGUGAGGUAAAGCAACAGCAUAAUGGAAGGUAUAUUCUGUAAUGUUAGUGUGUCAAUUGCUAUAAUCUGAUUGGUUGUUGGUUGUCCUUCCGUCCUGAUUUCGUUUGUUUCGUAGCUCUGCUAUCUGGAGCCUGGUGUUGGGUAGGCUUCUUAAACACCACGGUCACUGUCGUUGUCGACGUACGGUCGUCAGAUCCCCUGUCUAAACAUCCCCCAUGGACUCUUGGUUCCAUGUGGUUCCUCUUGGCAUUACUCCAACAUGCCUGCCUACUGGGAACAAGGAUCACCAGGGCACCAUUCCACAAAGCGAUCUUAGCGCUACGACUAUCGUAAGCCAGUGUUACGAUCACCUUAGCACUAAGAUGGCUUUGUGGAACAUGGCCCAGGGCCCUGUUCCACAAAGCCAUCUCUCAAUGUUAAGGUGAUCGUAACUCCCAUACUUUAACACUGGCUUACGAUAAUCUUAGCGCUAAGAUCGCUUCGUGGAACGGUGCCCAGGUGCCAUGUUUCUGUAAUACUUCCCUGAUACCCACAAGCUUUACAUUCUUUUAGAAUUUUUCUUUAACAGUUCCAUGUGGGUUGAAUUGUGUCUAAAAUGGUCAGAAAAUCAAAUAUUACAUGAAAACAACAUAGUCCAGCUGUAUACAUGUCAGAAAAAUCAUUUUUAUAUCUCGGCUUCAUUCUUCAAAUCCAAGUUAAACAUGACAGGAAAGUUUAAUGUCAUUAGUCCCAGGCACUUGUUUUAGUUGGUAAUGAGUUUCAUUAGUCCAUUAGCAAAAUCUGCUGCUAUGCAUGUUGCAGCUCAUAUAUGUUGUGUCACACUUGAAAACAUUUCACUUACCUUUUACAUCUGUGAUAAUACUUUCAUGAGCACUGUUCUAAAGAAGCUCUCGUCUUUAGGCAUAGAAAGAACAUCAUUUCUUCACAUUGAUUAGCAAUUAGUACUUAAAUCUAUGCAUUUAGAUUAUUAAGGAAGUGUCCUUCUGAAGAGUUGCUUGUUUGUCAUUAUGUUUAUUACAUGGCAUAUAUUAAGAACACAAGGCCAAUUUGAACUGCCACAAAUUUUGCCUCAAAAUAUUGGUUGUGGAGUUAUUUCCCUUUGACCAGGGGCUACUGAAGAAAUUACGCCAGUUUUGUCCAUGACUGUUUGUACAUUAGAGUGAAAGGAUAUUAUCAUCCAUAAAUGUGCCCAAUGAAAUUAUGAAUACAUGUGGAUAUUCAAGGAAGGAUUUUAUAUAUAAAAAAUGACACUCUUUGCAUUUAUGAAACGACACGCUGCAAACACUUUUCAUAAUGAAUCACUCAAAACACAGUCAUAUAUCAGUACUGAAUGUUGAUAUUCAAUUUAACAGAAUUAUAAUUGGUGGGUUUUUUUAACAUAAAUGCAUUUUGAAAAAUUUAAAUUAGCCUUUCCAUCAUCCUGAUUUCCCUUGAUCAUCAAGUGAGCAUGCAUCUCACAUGCAAGGAUGAUAUUAACAAAUACUCCCUGUAUUUGGCUGUACGUAGUGUUAGUAUCUCAGGUCCUCCAUGUCCAUAACUACAUUGUUGUACAACUUUACAUGACAGUGUUAUAAGCAAUAUAUACCACUCCAAAAAAGCAAAGUACAUGUAGCGAUAAGUUGUGGAUUUUUCCAUUUUUUAUCUCUACUUUGUCAUUCAUCGACUUCUAAGUAAUGCCUAUCAAACAAUUCACUCCCAAAAAGUUAUGGACCACCCAAUUCUUUCAUAUUACUGUCAUAUUAUUUGUCAUGAAGGAGAAGAGUCACUGCAUUGUGGUUCUGUAUAUAACUAUGACAAUUGUAAACAUUACCUGAAUCAAAACAGUUAUUAAAUAAACAUUUUCCAAAAUGUUGUGCCUCACUAAAAUAUCAAAAUUAUUCCAAAUAUGAAUUUUAAAAGUGUCUCAUCAUUUACCAUAUCAUUCUUGUCCAUGUUGUCAGAAUAGAAUCAAAAUAACUGUCUCAAAAUGUUUUAAUUUUUUUUGUACAAUAUCACUUGUCUAUUCUAUACAGGGACUAACGUUUGAUGUACAAUGUGUAUAUUACUGACAUGUCAAGUAUAUUCAACAGCUGGGGUGACACUUUUUUUGUAUUAAGUUGUUUACAGAUUCCUUCAACAAUAAAAUAAUGAAAAGUGGGGAAUUGGGGAACAAUACAUAAAGUUACAUGCUCACAACAAAAGAAUUGUACAUACGAUAGAUUAAAAAGCAAGACCCGUGUUAACUAACACUGCUUAAGUGGCAACAUUGUCAGUUUUGAAGAACAAAAAACAACUGAAGUGUCUUAUCUAUUGAAAACUAUUCCCCUCCUACCAACCAGGAAAAACAUCUGUAAACCACAAAAAAUAUGUCUGGCCUUAUGCCUGCGUUGUCCAGCUUCAUAAAGCCGCUAUACCUAUAGCAAAGCAUAUUCUGGCAUGGUCGCUGUACUGUAGCAGCCAAGUAUUACUUGCUACAUGGAAAUAAAAUAAAUCACAUGAAAGAGA